Linum trigynum is the source of this 2648-nucleotide messenger RNA. The record is from the annotation of a GenBank genome assembly. NCBI's taxonomy places the organism in Eukaryota, Viridiplantae, Streptophyta, Magnoliopsida, Malpighiales, Linaceae.
GGAGCGGAAGAGGUGGGGCCCGCUACUCUAUUUCUUUUCUAAAUUAUAUUUUCGGCUUUUUCCCCCCCAAUCGAGUGCCAACAAGGCGAGUCUCUAUUAUUUGUCAACUGAAUUUGCCAAGUCAGCAACCUCAGAGGCCCACUACAUCCCCGUGCAGCCGCAAAGAGCGGGGAGACAAACGGCCCCGACGACGCCGUUUCAAGCAGCACUGACACUCGGUUCAAAUGAUAUAUAAGGCUGCAGCGAGAAAAUCUGAGGCUCAGAAAGUCCCGUUGCUUCUCUCCCGCCACACUCUCCCAAGAAAGCAAGAAUGGAGAUUCUCUCAGCUCCAUCGUCCCGCUUUCUCCCCUUCGAAAACUCGAAGCUGCAAACAAAGCAGCCAGGAAUCGCCCCGCCGGAGAAGUGGCUCCAGUUCCUAUCGGCGACGAGUUCGUCCUCUUCGCUACUUACUCCUCUGAGAAGUAGCAGUAGUUCUUCGAAGCCGUCCUUCUGCUUCACUACGAGAGCUGCUUCCGCUACUGAAGUUGCCGCUUCUGAAUCGUCGGCCGAAUUGAGCUCAUCCGCAGAGAGCGACGUGCUGAAUGCCCUGUCUCAGAUCAUCGAUCCUGAUUUCGAAAAGGACAUUGUGAGUUGUGGAUUUGUCAAAGAUCUAGAGAUCGAUGAAGGUCAUGGAAAGGUUUCGUUUAGGUUGGAGCUUACUACGCCGGCUUGUCCAAUCAAGGACUUGUUUGAGCAGCAGGCCAAUGAGGUGGUCGCUGGGCUGCCAUGGGUGAAGAAUGUUAGUGUGACAAUGUCAGCACAGCCAGCUAAACCUAUGUACGCGGGAGAACUUCCUCCUGGUUUGCAGACCGUUUCGAAUAUCAUUGCAGUUUCUAGUUGCAAGGGAGGGGUGGGGAAAUCAACUGUUGCUGUGAAUCUUGCAUAUACUCUGGCUGGUAUGGGUGCUAGAGUUGGGAUAUUUGAUGCUGAUGUGUAUGGUCCUAGUUUACCAACAAUGGUCUCUCCUGAGAACCGGUUGCUGAUGAUGAACCCAGAGAAUAGAAGUAUUAUACCUACUGAAUACAUGGGAGUGAAGUUGGUUUCGUACGGGUUUGCUGGACAAGGUCGCGCGAUGAUGAGGGGUCCAAUGGUGUCAGGAGUUAUCAACCAGCUUCUCACGACUACUGAGUGGGGAGAGCUGGAUUACCUUAUCAUUGACAUGCCUCCUGGGACUGGCGAUAUACAGAUUACUUUAUGCCAGGUUGUCCCACUGACUGCUGCUGUUAUCGUGACCACCCCUCAGAAGCUUUCAUUCAUCGAUGUUGCAAAGGGUGUUCGGAUGUUUUCAAAGCUUAAGGUGCCUUGCGUUGCUGUAGUGGAGAAUUUGCACCACUUCGAUGCUGGUGGAUACCGAUAUUACCCUUUUGGCAGAGGAUCCGGUUCUCAGAUUGUUGAGAAACUUGGGAUCCCUCAUCUGUUUGAUCUUCCAAUCAGGCCAACUCUAUCUGCCCAUGGGGAUAAUGGGAUGCCUGAAGUAGUUGCUGAUCCUCUAGGCGAAGUUGCAAAGACGUUCCAGGACCUCGGAGUUUGUGUUGUGCAGCAAUGUGCUAAAAUACGUCAACGGGUUUCAACUGCGGUCACUUAUGAUAAAUCGAUGAAGGCGAUCAAAGUGAAGCUGCCAAAUUCAGAAGAAGAGUUCCUCCUCCAUCCUGCAACAGUAAGGCGAAACGAUCGUUCUGCACAAAGCGUGGACGAAUGGACAGGGGAGCAGAAGCUGAUGUACUCUGAUGUCCCGGAAGAUAUCGAACCUGUAGACAUUCGGCCAUUGGGAAACUACGCAGUCGAAAUAACAUGGCCCGACGGAUUCAACCAGAUUGCUCCUUACGAUCAAUUGCAAGAGAUGGAGAGACUGGUCGGCGAUACUUUCCCCUUUUAAGCAGCUAACCAUCCACCCUCUUCAUUUUGAUCACCACUCUUGCCUGCGCACAAGCUUUGUCAAAAGUACAGCAUGAUGAAGGUUUACUGUUAGCAUAGGCCAGUGAGUCUACCACUGAAUAGAGAGAGGGAGUGCCAAAUCUUCUCCUGAUAAUAAUUGACGUCGAUGUCAUGAUAGUCUCAAUCCGUCUUCUUCGCAUACGGGUCACGUUUGUUUGUUGGGUUUGUAUAGUGGGGAAAUUCUACGUACAUUUUGGUCAAAGAAAGCUGAUGAUGAACAGUGCGCGCAAAAAUCUGAUUACUGAGCAGAGACUUCUGUAUAGUGACAUUUCGUUUAUUGAGCAGUCUUUCUAUAUGAUUUUGGCUGUUGUGAAAUCGUCGGCUGUCAUUUCAGGUUCUGUAGUGUGGGGGAGUCUGAACACAGUAGCAGGCCAGCAGCAUGCAAUGCACUGCGCAGCCGCUGCUGUUGACAAUUUGUAUUAGACAUGUGACCAAAUUAGACAGAUGGUACGACUUAAUUCCAACUUGUUAGCUGGAUCUCAAAUUCCAAACCCAAAAAUUCCGUUCAUUUUUAGGACGGUAGGUUUCUCAUGGCAAUCUGCUUCUUGGCUAAUAUGCUGACGUGAAGCAAUCAGCACGUGCCAACGUCUUGUUGAAUUUGCCCUCCAACAGAUUACCGACCAUUUAAUUGAACAUAGUGAAUUUUAUUUUUCAAAUUAACGUCAUGAAAUCAA